Molecule: messenger RNA, 7513 nt
Organism: Hemicordylus capensis (graceful crag lizard)
Lineage: Eukaryota; Metazoa; Chordata; Lepidosauria; Squamata; Cordylidae
Product: cellular tumor antigen p53-like
Exons: 11
Coding region: 144-1505 (453 amino acids)
Biological process (GO): regulation of transcription by RNA polymerase II; protein tetramerization; apoptotic process
Cellular component (GO): nucleus
Molecular function (GO): RNA polymerase II cis-regulatory region sequence-specific DNA binding; DNA-binding transcription factor activity, RNA polymerase II-specific
Source: RefSeq, a predicted model, not a curated record
UUUUUACACUCCGAGAGCUUAACGUGCAUGUAUCAAUGAGCGAUACAGAAUUAUUUGUGUUAAGUGCAGAAGAAAUAGAAGUUGGGGGCGGGUAGUUAAUAUAGUUAACCCCCGCCUCGUGGAAUGGAUUCUCAACCUCCAAGAUGCAACAGUUGCCAGAUUCCGAUGUGGAGCCUCCGCUGAUCCAGGAGACGUUUCCUGCGCUUUGGAGAAUGGUGAAGGACGGUACUGGUGACAAUUUGGACCCAAUGGAGUUCCCUCUCCAACCCCCUGCGCACGAGGGGAGCAGCCGUGGAGUAGAAGCAAGCAGAGGCGGGUUCCUGGUGCUGGAUUCGAUGCUCCCGAACAUGACGUCUUCCAACCCUCCCACCAGUGACUACACGGGCGAGCACAGUUUUCAGGAGGUCUUUCUGAAGUCGGGAACAGUUGGAUCCAUCACCUCCCCCGACCUGGACCUCUAUCCAGAUUUUGAUUUUGAUCUGCAGGACCCCGUAGAGUUCCCUGCCCUGCCCACUGAGCAGGAGAGGGGCAGCCAUGGGGUAGAGGCAUGUGGAGGGGGGUUCCCGGAGCUGGAUCCAAUGCUUCCAAGCACAACGUCUUCCCCUCCAUCCACCACCGACUAUGCCGGCGAGCACAAUUUCCAGCUGGAAUUCCAGAAGUCGGGAACUGCCAAAUCCGUCACCUGCACCUACUCGCCAACCCUCAAGAAGAUGUUUUGCCAGAUGGAAAAGACCUGCCCAGUCCUCGUGAAGGUGUCCAGCCCGCUGCCUCCCCGCACCGUAAUCCGCGCCACGGCUGUCUUCAAGAAGCCCGAGCACCUUUCCGAAGUGGUGAAGCGCUGCCCGCACCAUGAGCGCACCAGUGAGGACAAGAACACAGCUCAGCACCUGAUCCUUGUGGAAGGAAACCAGCAGGCCUGCUACUUCUUGAAUCCGAAUACCCAGCGCCAUAGUGUUGUCGUCCCCUACGAGAUCCCCCAGGUGGGGACGGACUACACCCCGGUCCUGUACAACUUCAUGUGCAACAGUUCCUGCAUGGGGGGCAUGAACAGGCGCCCCAUCUUGGCCAUCAUCACCCUGGAGACGCCCCAAGGGCUGCUCCUGGGACGCCGCUGCUUUGAAGUCCGGGUUUGCGCUUGUCCUGGGCGGGACCGCAGGUCGGAAGAGGAGAGCUUCCUGAAAGCCUCUAGCUCUGGCGGAAAACCCAAACGGGCUCUUCCGCCAGACAGCCGUUCUGAGCCUUCCAAGAAACGUGUUGCAGGAACUUCCAAGGACAAUGCGGACAAUGAGAUUUACACUCUCCAGAUCCGUGGGCGUGAGCGCUACCUCAAGCUGAAGGAGAUCAACGAUGCCUUUGAAUUCAAAGACUCGAAACUCCAAGAGGAGUCCAGGAGCCGAUGCAAGCCGGCCAAAGGGCUCCUGAAGGCUCGGAAGCAGGAGAAAGUGCCCUCUCCGUCCCAUGGGAAGAAGCUAAUGGUGAAGGACGAGUCGCAGGAUUCCGACUAGUCCCUCCGUCUCUCCCCCACCCUGUGGCUGACUUUGAGCCUUUUCCUUCUCCCUCCCCACCCCUCCUCUGACUCGUCUUUCUAGAAGAAGACUAGAAAACAAUGUGCAAAAGGAGGUAUCUCUCUCUUGGCCCAAAGGAAGAGGGAAAGGAGGGUGGGCUGAGGGUGGGCUCUUGAGGCCCAUCUCCCGCUGACACUGCUGCCCGUAUGACUGAGCAGGGAUAACUCUCUUGCCCCUCCCCUCCUGGUCAGUAGAAACAUCUCCGUUAUCCCAGUAAUGGAGGGUAUCCCUUUAAAUGGGUUGUGAUGCCCACUCACUCCAUGAGACAGGAUCCCAUGACCCUUCUCCCUUCCCAUGCUGCCUCAGUGUAGCUCCGCCCCAGUUUCGAUCCUGUCUCGCUCCAACAUGGAUCUCACUUGAGCAGCUCCAGCCUUUUUUCGCCUUCACGGCCUUCCACCUUUCUCUUAAUUUUUUUCCACUGCUGCCUUUGCCUUCAUUCCCUCCUCAACUGCCCUUCUUUGGACUCCUUUCCUAAAAAUUAAAUAUAAUAAUAAAAAACAUCUCUCUUUUACUUCUACGUUCGCUUUCCAUCUGCCUGCCCUCUCUCCCCGCUGCUAUUCUUCUCUCUUGAGACCAUGCAGCAACGAGGACCCACGCCCUCCCUCUCGGACUAGGUUGAUGAGAGGAAUGAUUAGGAUGCACAGGGAUCAUGUUUGUGCAGCCCAAAAGACGAGCCUAUCAGGCUCCAUCUCAGGAGUGGCUAGGCUCUGCAAGCCAUAGACGCUGACAAUCUUCAGUGUCCAGAACAGACUCCGCAUCAGUAAGAGCUCCGCAUUCAAAAGCGCCUGGCACCCUUCCUGAUUUUUUUUUUUUUUUUAAGCUUACCUAAAGACAUUCAGGACCAGCUGGCGGUUCCUCUGGUCGGUGCACCAGUGGCAUCUCUGAUCUCAGGUGCGGUCCUCUCUGAGGAGGGGGAGAAUGUCUCAUGUCACCUGAGGAUAGGAAGAGCGACUAUAUAUUGAGGAAGUCACACAAAGCUUCAGCCUACGCCCUUAAGUCAUCGGCUGCUACUUCAGUUUUUGCCAGACCCUCCUUGGUAUGGGUCAAAGACCUACUGGGGCAGCUACUCCCGGGCCAGCAUAAGCUCAAACAGGGCCUAUCCAGGAUUUCUAAGGCAGCAGCCUUCAUGGCAGACGCCAUCCUAAAUUCCAUGUAAUACUCGGCACCAUAUUCCCUGCAAUAUUUGGGCCAUUGUGGCGGAUGCAGUGGUACAUAGGGAGCUAUUGCUUAAGUCUUGGAAUGUUGACUUUAAAUCUAAAAUUUCACGGUGCCAAACUAUUUGGGGCUUUUUUCGAUCAAGUGCUGGUGGAAACUAGAGAAAAAGCCCAUGCUGUCAUCUCCGGUACCAUCUCUGGACUCUAGACCUUUCGUUCUGGCAGAGCCACUUACAACAACUCACGUGACUCCGGCUGCACCCGCCCAGCCUGAUGCCAACAGUGGGGCUCCAAAUUCUCACAGUCCAACAGACCUAGCCAGCCAAGUCAGACAUUCAACAACCAAUUACCUGUUCAGAACUUUGGCUGAAAGCAGACCCAGCAAUGACGUUGGACCACCACCUGUAGGGGGAUGGCUCUCAGAAUUCAUUCAACACUGGUGCCUCUCCACACAGGACACCUGGGUCCUGAACACUCUUCAGGAUGGCUACUCCCUGGACUUCCAAUCUUCGCCGAGAGAGAUCUUCAGAUCCACACCCCCACCCCCAAACACGCCCUGAUGUUGCAAGCCAUCCAUCAUCUCCUGCAACUCUGCAAUAGAACAAGUUCCAUCAACAGUCAUGGCAGGGUGUUUACUCGGUUUUAUUCUUAGUUCAAAAAAAGGAUGGUUCUUCGAGGGCCGUGUUAGAUCUGGGGAGUCUCAACAAGUUCAUAAAGAAAUGCAAAUUCCAGGUGGAUACCCUGCGGACCAUCGUCCAGGCCAUCCAGAACUGAGACUUCUUGACAGUAGAUCUCCAGGACACCUAUCUCCACAUCCCGAUCUUCACUCCCCAUCACAGGUUCUUGAGGUUUGCCUUCAUGAGCAAACACUAUCUGUACCUGGCACUACCCUUUGGGCUCUCAUCCACCCCCAGGUUAUUCACCAAACUAUUGGUAGCGCUGGUUGCCCACAUGUGCCUUCAGGGCCUUCAUAUUUACUCCUACUUAGACGAUCGCCUGGUCAGGUUGUGUUCUCUCAGUCAAGCCCAGGCGGACAUUCACCAAGUCACAAGCUACAUACGCUGAUCCAGGCAGUUCAACCACAUCAACAGGCUGACCUAAUGACCCUAGUUCAACUGCUGGGCAGCAUGAUAUCCUGCCUCAACGUUGUCCCGUGGGCCAGGUGGCAUUCCAGGCCUCUCUAGUGGGCCCUCCUGCCUUUUUUGGAAGGGCGGUAUAGAAACGAAUGAAUGAAUAUCAAGACAAUAUUCCGGCCACCAAACACAUCCCAGUUCCCCUGCAGCGUUCUCUUCAUCGCUCCCUGAACUCGUGGUCAUCACCGGCCUUGGACAGGGGCACUCCCCUCAAAGUCCCACUAAGGAAGCCAGCCAGUGCCAUCAGUUGGAUGGAGCUGAGAGCCAUCCGCCUGGCCCUUAUCCACUUUGCAGAUAACAUAGCAGGUUGCCACAUCUUGAUACAAACAGACAACGUGGCUACCAAGACGUACAUCAACAGACAGGGUGGCACACGUUCAUAGUCCCUCAUGGAGGAAACCAGAACGUCACCUAGCAUCUCUCCAGGCGGAACAUUUGCGGGGGACAGGACAACACACAGGCCGACUGGUUUAGCAGACAUCAUGUAGAUCAGGUGGAGUGGCACCUCGACCCGGAAGUCUUGCAGAUGAUCUCUUGACAUUUCAACCACCCAAACCUUGACCUCUGCAUGACAACAGCGAGACUCCAGCCUUCUUCACCAGGUACCAGCGCCCUCAGGCAUCAGGGACAGACUUCCUGGUGACACCUUGGCCCCUGGGUCUCAACUAAGCAUUCCCGCCCAUAGCACUUAAUUCCACGCAUCUUGCAGUGGUUCGGAGAACAGCAUCACCCUCUUAUUCUGUUGGUACCAUUCUGGCCCAGACGACAGUGGUGUCACCGCUGGAACUUCCAAAUCAUCGAGACCUUCUCUCAGGAGCCACUAUUCCAUCCCGAUCUGUCCUGGCUUCAUCUUCAUGCCUGGCUACUGAGCGUGCCAUUCUAGCAGCUAGAGGCUACUCCAAGCGAAGGGACACCAGGACACCAUUCUCUCAGGACACCAUUCUCUCCUUCCACCGACAAUCUAUGAUACAUAUCUACCAGACAAUGUGGUCCCUUCUGAAAUGGACUAAGUCUAGACGUAUCGACCCCCUCAAAACAACUGUGGCAUAGCUCUUGGACUUUCUACAAGCGGGCCUAGACCAAGGUCUUAAACCAGCUACCUUAAGGAGACAGGCCUCAGCACUCUUGUCUGUCUUAACGACCGCAGGCCAAGGACUCUCUCAGUGCACCCAGAUGUCAAACGUUUUCUCACAGGAGCAUCUAACCUUGCCCCACCUGUUGUCCAUAGGUUCCCUACCUGGAAGCUCAACAAAGGUGCUCAGUGCUCUCACUCAGGCACCCUUUGAACCUUUACACUCUACGUCACUGAAGUUCCUCACCUAUAAGGUACUUUUCUUGGUGGUUAUCACUUUUGCCAGGAGGGUGUCAGAGCUGGGUGCAAUCUCCAUGCGCAAACACCUCUGUGUUUUUCAGCAGGACUCAGUGGUCCUAAAACCAGACCCAUCAUUCAGGCCCAAGGUCAAUUCCUCUUUUCAUCGUAACCAGGACAUCACUCUGCCGUCUUUCUGCCCCAAACUCAUCCAUCGUAAGGAGGUCCUGUGGCAUACUCUGAAUGUCAGACAAGCACUGAAGAUCUACCACCGCCGGAUGAAAGCGAUCCGGGGCACUGACUCCUUGUUUGUAUCCUUCCAACCAUCCAAAGCUUCCUUGGCAUGAUGGAUUAAAGCCUGCAUCACCAUCACCUAUGAAUCACUUAAUCUGACUCCACCUCUCAGAAUUACUGCACAUGCUACCAGGAGCGCUGCUUCCUCAGCAGCUUUCUCGGCUAAUGCACCAAUCGAGGAUAUUUGCAAAGCCGCUACCUGAAUGUCCGUAUCACCGUUUGUGAGACACGACAAGCUUUCAGUGCAUCAAUCUGCCCAAGCAGCCUUCGGGUGCAAGGUGCUUCAGCAAGUGGGCUCAGUCUGAACUCUCUCUUUCCUUCCUCUAACAUCGCUUCCCUCCCUCUGACAACUGCUUUGGUAUGUCCCAUUUAAAGGGAUAUCCUCUGUUACUGGGAGAGAAAGGAACAUUGGUAGUUUUACCGUGAAGGUUCUUUCUUCCCAGGAGACGGCGGGUAUCCGACCUGCCCGUGAAGGUGGGUCUGAUCUGAUUCGGCUGAUCUGGCGACUUGAUUGGGUCUUUCCCUGUUGUUCCUUCCUGGAAUGUUUGGACUGUUAUGUCUUUGGUUACUAACGCUUUGUCUCAUGCUUAUGAUUGAAUCUCUACCUGCUCUUCACUCUGUUGCAUGCUGCUCUUCCGUCGAUUUCUCUGCCUCACAUAGACCUCCCCGUACAUCUCUGAAGCUGGAGCUCUCCCUCUCGGCACAUUGCCGCCAAACAGCCGCGGAACUGGUGAGGAGCUAACUCCAAGGCAGCAUGGGAAGGCUGAAAGGCCACGCGAUCCUGUCUCAUGGAGCGAGUGGGCGUCGCAGCCCAUUUAAAGGGAUACCCUCCGUCUACUGAGAAGAAAGAAGCUUCACGGUAAGACUGCCAACGUUCCUCUCUCAUGGGAGGUGGCUCCUUCCCCUAAGGCCAGAGGUUCUCAAUCUUGGGUCCCCAGAUGUUGUUGGACUCCCAUCCUAUCGUCCCCAGCCAUUGUGAUGGAAUGAUGGAAGCUGUAGUCCAAAACCAUUUGGGGGUCCAAGGUUGAGAGACCCUGUGUGAGUCCCUCCUCUGUAGGGAGGCCCACAUUCCAAUGGGCUGAGACAGGUCACUGCCAAAGCCAUGCACCUUGUGUUGCCUCCCCCCUGCACCCCACCCUUAAGACUCAUUCUCCCGGGUGGCCCCCACCCCACCCCCUUUCCGUCCCAUCCCGUCUUCCUCCGACAACUUUCCCUCACCUCUUGCUGACAUACUUCCUUUCUCUGGGCAGCUGUUUGGGAUUGGGAUAUGGGGUGCUUUCGCCAGCACUUUCUUUUCUGAGUGGCCUGCAUCUAAAUCAGGGUUCUCAACCUUGGGUCCCCAGAUGGUGAUGGACUACAACUCCCAGCACCCCUUUGGCCAUUGCGGCUGUGAAGGGUGGGAGUUGCAGCUCAGCAACAGCUGGGGCCCCAAGGUUGAGACUUGAGCUGCUGAGCAGGCCCUUGCUGUACUGUGACCCCCGACCCCAAAGGGUCAUGAAGCUCCCUUUCACGCAGCUGCUCAUGUUCUUCACUGAGCACUGAGAACCUUUGAGGGACCCUUUUUUAAAAAAAAUGAAAGUUUUGCUGCUUGAUAAUCCUGAAUUAUACAAUGAAUUCAGGAUUACCAAAUGCUGUGCUUUCUUAGUAUCCUGACCGCAAUCCCCCAGGUGCGUGUUUGAGGUCCAAGAACAUCUGGGAACCCUAAAGCAUUACCAGUGCAUGUAUUAGAAGAAGACCCAGUUCUAUUUUAUGUAGCCAUAGGUUGUGGGUCGGGGAAGGUCUGCGGAUUGGGAGAAAUAUUUCCCUAAAUAUUUGGAGGCUGGCCUCUAGGGCAGACCCUCUCCCUCACUACACAGCAACCCCCCUUACCCCCAAACUAAAAUGCUGCUCUUGGCCCCCCCCCGGCUUGGCCCCCCCCAUAAACUUUCCUCUGUUGGCUCCCUCCUGCUACACCCCCUCCCCAGUCCAUUUCUACAAUUACUCUUUCUUGAAGGUUUUUUGUAUGCUUAUUUUUCAGUUUUUUAGACCCCCUUUUUAUAAUAAAUAAAAUAUCCUUUA